GUGAAACAGUCAGUCAGAUGCGCCAAGUCAGAGGGCUGACAGGUCGCGGAGUGCGAGCGUGAGAGCGAAAACGAUGAGAAAACUGUAGUAGAUUUCUGGAAUAAGAUAUACGUGCGACAGGCGAACUAGAAAGAAAAUAAAAAGAACAGGCUCGAAGUGCAGUAAAAUAGUGUUGAUAUCGAACAGGGGUGAGAAGGCGUAAAGAAAAGCCUGUAGCGAGUUUUAAAGAACCUCGCGUGCAUACAUAAUAACUAAAGGAAAAACGCAGCACGUAUGUGUAUGCAUAGAUCGUCGUUGCGUCGUGCAUCGUGUGUAACAUACAUACGAACGUACACCGUACGUACGUCGGGUUAAAGAAAAUCAGCCCACCAAUCAAUCCUCGUCGAAAUGAUUAUCUAGCAUUAGCGUAAACUCGUCGUUUUCCUGCGACGGCUGCAGUGGAGUUUCGUGACAAAGAGGAAUCGGUUGGUUUUACGCCACUUGCGGACUGACGGAUUUUUCGAUAUCCUAGGCCAGCUAGCUGGCUAGCCACUUUGAUAAUUACGUGGACCCUGUUGUCGGUCGUCCUACCUUAGUUAAUUAAACAACGAGAGGGUGACUAAUCGUCCUCCAAAGUGCGAUUCAGUGUACUCGGACAGUAAAGAUUAGCAACUUUACAACGACAAAGACAGUGCGGAACAACGUGCAUAAUAAAAAUAAGUGAAAUUAACCUAAAGUUCAGUGUGCUGCUGCGGGUUUUCGGCAAAUCUGACGAACCUGAUUAUCAAUAUUGCUAUCGGUAGUGGAGGUGAAAAAUACCUAAAGAAUAUAUUUCUUUUCCAUCUUUCUUUCUAUCCGUCUAAUCGUGUAUACAGUGUUAAUGUUACGCCGAACGGACUGGAGGAGAAAUAUAAUCCCCGCGAUCGUGUUUACCGUCAUCAUCGCUGUCACAUAGGCAGCAGGCCCAGCCACUCGAUCGGCAAGCUGAUCGGUCGAUACGAUAAUAGUUUUGGAUAUUUAUUUAUUUAUAUUUUAAUUUCUAUUUAUUUUACUAAUUUUUUUUCCUCGUGUUUUGGUUGUUGUUGUUGUUGUUGUUGUUGUCACUAUUAAACAAGAAACAUGUCGUCACCAAGCGCUGGAAAACGACGUAUGGACACCGAUGUCAUCAAAUUAAUCGAAAGUAAACACGAAGUGACGAUAUUGGGCGGUCUCAACGAAUUUUCGGUGAAAUUCUACGGACCGAGAGGAACGCCGUACGAGGGCGGAAUAUGGAAGGUCAGAGUUCAUCUGCCGGACCAUUAUCCAUUCAAAUCCCCGUCAAUUGGCUUCAUGAACAAAGUGUAUCAUCCCAACAUCGAUGAAGUCUCGGGCACCGUUUGUCUCGACGUUAUUAACCAGGCAUGGACUGCCUUGUACGAUUUGUCAAAUAUUUUCGAAUCGUUUUUACCUCAACUUUUAACGUACCCCAAUCCAAUUGAUCCAUUGAAUGGAGACGCAGCCGCGAUGUACCUUCAUAAACCUGAAGAAUACAAGAAAAAAGUAGCCGAUUACGUUAGGAAAUACGCGACAGAGGAAGCAUUACGAGAUCAAGAGAAUGGGGGUACAGGAAAUGGUGUUUCGUCGGACAGCGAAUCGUCGAUGAGUGACUUUAGCGAAGAUGAAGCGCAGGACAUGGAGUUGUAACCAAAUAUCUUAUCACCCGUACCCAUAUCCUUACUCUUAAAGUCCAGAAAAAACAACAUCAAUGAUAUUUUGUUUACAAAACAUAAAGUGCUUAAUUUUUGAUCAUAUAUUUAUCUAUACACAUCCGUUAUUAGUCAUCUAAUUAAUCUUCCACAAUGUGGGAUUCAUCAACGAUUGUGACCGUGACAAUGAUGAUAAUGAUAUCGUCAAUGGCAAUGACAUGAAUGAUGGUAUAUCGUAGAGGAUCACUUGUUAUUUAUUGAACUUGCGUUUUCAAAUCAUCGAUGAUGACCAUCGUCGCGUUUAUUCACUAAUUAACGUCAACCUCACACUAUCGCGCUUUAUAUUAUUCUACGAUAGUGUUGGAUUUAUUGAUCUUAUUGUUUUCCCUUCUUUUUUUUUAUACAUUCGUUUUUUCCCCAUGUUUUUUAUUCGCGCUCGAGUUUUAAGAUACCACAAAAGAAAAUGGAAAAAGAAACACAUAUUUGUAUAGAUUAUUAAUUGUCAGUCACGUUCAUCACUGUUCACAUCACUGAUAAGAGUAAAUGAUAAUUGAUAUUUUUGCUGAAGAGAAAAUGAAAAAUAAACAUAUACAUAUACUACAUAUGUAUGUAUGUUUAAAAAGAAACUAAUCAAAUUUUCGAAACGAAAUUCAAUUACUUUUUAUGCCACAUAUUUUUGAAAUCCUGUGGACUAAUCCUGAAAAAAUCCCCAGCUAAACUCCCAAAGUCAUUUUUAAGAUCCUACGUUAUCCAUCCUCAUCCUCAUCAAGAUUCCUGAAAAAUUUCAAUCACAGGAUGCAAAGCAGCGACGAUACACAGCUGGGAUUUAAAUCUAGCUGCAAACGUCAUCUGAAUGAAGAGAUCGCAACUGAUUCAGCGGCGCCGAAAGCAACUAGAUCUUCCAUUAAAGACAAUUUUACUCUGUGCCGCCUUCAAAGAACCGGUGAAAACAGCCGCAGCGAAGCACCCUUCGUCACGCUUCAUUCUAACAAUAUGGACGUGGACCUGGAUAAUUUUGAUGAGAACAGCGUCGAUGUUAUCAACUGACAUUUUGUAUCUUAAAAUAACUCUGGGCAGGUUUUGUCACUGUUGUGCACAAAAGGUUGUGUCCUGUUAGAAUCCUGAAAAAGAGAUAUCGAACCCCUGAGGUGGUUUAAAUAAUACGAAAAAGAAUCUGAAAGAACAACCCUGAGGGUUUGUCGGCAUCGUUUCAAAUGAAUUUUUUCUCUGACGUGACAGUUGAAUAAAAAAUGUGAAAAAAUUAAAUGAUCGACAAACCAUUUAACGCAUCAUUUUAUCUGGAUACUGCAUUCAUAUUGCUCCGCUCAGAUAUGACGAUGGUAGAUUUUUCCUCUCAGGUUUUAGCAGAGACACCUUUUUGAUGUGACACUGUAAUCGUCAAUCGAAUUUGUAUAUCUAGUUUUUCAUUACUGCGAAAAUAUUCACUCUGUAUCUACUUUCUUUAUAUUAUUGAUAGUAAAAUUCAGACAAUUGAUAAUUAUCAUAUAUUCUUAUGCUUCUUUUACUUUUUAAUUGUUGUAGGUUUAUGUACAUAACAACUAUUAAAGCUAGAGAUAAUCGUAUUGCUGAUAAAUUUUGAAAAAAAGUUGAAAGAAAGCAAAGUACACUGAUUCGCACUUGUUGUCAGCCAUCUUACGUAAAUACAUUUUUAUUAUUAAACAUCAAAUUGGAAAAAUCUGCAUGAAAUUAUUAUACCUACUUUUCUGGAAGAUGUGUAAGUUAUGAAAUUCGCUCAAAUACCUUGUGAUAUAUCACCUACACGUACAGCUUAUACCAAUGAGCUGAAUUUCGUACAACGAACAAACGUUUUCUUUAUUAAUGAAAAAAAUUCUUCGAACCGUCGAUUCUUUGCUGUCUAAAAAAAAUUCUUACUCUUGAAUAUUGUUAUAGAUUCGUUGGAUAAUUUUAUAAUCAUUAAAGUACCAAGGAUUAACUUUCUUACUUUAUUCGUUUCAAAUUUGUACAUUAAGAGCGCAGUUUCUCCAAGUCUCAGGUUGUAUACUUCCUUGAUCUUCUCCUUAAUGUUCAUUUACAAGCUUUACAGAACAAGAAUAGACAUCAUUUUCAAAAUAUGAACUGCAACUGUUUGCUUAACUUUUUUAUCCAACUUUAAUUUCAACUUUCCUAAUCAUACCUUACACUCGAAAAAUUUGUCAAAGCUGUUCGAGCUAUUUUCUUUAUCAUGUUUUUUCUCACUGAUAAUCAAAACAAUAACACUAACGAUAGUAAUUAUUUUUCAAAGUAUUCAAUUUUUCUUUCAUCUUCCUGCAUUGUUUCCUUAUCUAAACGCGACACUCAUCAUCCAUGGUAUUUGUGUGAAAUUAUCUACAACUGUUAGUUGUCCUCUAUUCAAGGCACAGUGGCACAAGCAAACGAGCAGGAUAAGCGUGGCUUGAAGAAUGCCACAUAGAAUGAGUACAUUUACCUUAAGUACCAGAUUUGCAAUGAAAUUUUUUAAUCAGUCACAUAAUAAGGUUUGCUGCAAUACCAUACAGGAUUUCACGUUAUUUCAAGUCAAGUUGUUCGUAUGGUUGAAAGAGGAGAAAUUUCAUAAUUUGGAAAUGACAUUGGUGGACAUAAUUAAGAAUACAUUUAGCUGUUCUUAUUGCUGUUAAUGUUAUUGUUAUCAUUAUUGUUGAUGUUAUUAAUUCUUCAAAUAUGUAACUAAUUCCAGCGGUAUUAAAAUAUGGCAAAGUAAGAUCAUAUUCGUAGAUCUCAAAUAGAUCUCAAUUGCAGCGUAGUUUUAUUAAUGUAUAUACACGUUUAUUAUGUACUGGAAAAUAUCACAUACAAGGUACCAGAUUAA
Messenger RNA from Diprion similis, 4491 nucleotides. It is a transcript of the gene UbcE2H, whose product is annotated as ubiquitin-conjugating enzyme E2 H. The transcript is spliced from 6 exons. Gene Ontology annotation, cellular component: nucleus. The record is from RefSeq and is a predicted model, not a curated record. Lineage: Eukaryota; Metazoa; Arthropoda; Insecta; Hymenoptera; Diprionidae. Gene Ontology annotation, molecular function: ubiquitin conjugating enzyme activity. Bases 1099 to 1662 code for a protein of 187 amino acids. Gene Ontology annotation, biological process: ubiquitin-dependent protein catabolic process; protein polyubiquitination.